This is a messenger RNA of Gossypium arboreum, 1484 nucleotides long. RefSeq names its product scarecrow-like protein 3. The record is from RefSeq and is a predicted model, not a curated record. The transcript has a single exon. Gene Ontology annotation, biological process: regulation of DNA-templated transcription. Lineage: Eukaryota; Viridiplantae; Streptophyta; Magnoliopsida; Malvales; Malvaceae. Gene Ontology annotation, molecular function: sequence-specific DNA binding; DNA-binding transcription factor activity. Gene Ontology annotation, cellular component: nucleus. The coding region runs from base 142 to 1395 and encodes 417 amino acids.
CUAUUUCAUUCUCUCCUGCUCUAUCUCAAAACAUGAUUCUCCUAUAAGUCAUCUCAUGCUAUCUUCAACAACUUCCCAAAAACUACUGCAAAUCUCUUUAUUUUUAUUUUUAUUUUGAAUUUUAUUUUGUUAAAGGUCAACAUGAUGAGUAGCUCUCCAAAGCCAGAGGUGACCUUAUCCCUUACGUUGUCGCCUGGUUCGACUCUGCAAGAGGUUGUAAAGCCCGAAGAGAGAGGUGUCCGCCUUAUCCAACUGCUCUUAACAUGUGCCAAGCAUGCCUCGUCCAGUAACCUACACCGUGCUGACGAGUGUCUCCGGCAGAUAUCGCUGCUUGCCUCGGUGUCUGGUGACUCCAUGCAACGCCUUUCGGCAUGGUUCGCCUCUGCCCUUGCUGUACGCCUUGUCAAGCGUUGGCCUGGCUUACAUAAGGCCUUGAACUACACUCAGUUGCCGAAACAAGAUCAGUUAGGUCAAGCUCAGCCGCUCUUCGGGCGAGUGUUUCCCUACCUUGGGUUCUCUUAUGCCAUCAUAUCUCGUACACUGAUCAAGGCCAUGACAGGGGAGCGAGUCAUCCAUCUAGUGGACUUGGGUUCAGGAGAUGCAAACUUGUGGAUCCCGCUGCUUCGGAGCUUUUCGUGCUUGCUCGAUGGACAACCUCAUUUGAAGGUCACUUGCAUGAAUGCUAACAAGGCAAUACUAGAGGAAUUAGGCCCAAGGCUUGUUAAGGAGGCUGAAGCACUCGGCCUGCCCUUUCAAUUUGCCCCUCUAAAUGCUAGUUUAAGAGAGCUAACAUUAGACAAACUUGGGGUAAAAUCAGGAGAAGCAUUAGCUUUCAUAUCAAUAUUAAAUCUCCACACUUUAUUAGCGGAGGAUGAUAGUGUUGAUGCACAUUUCAGCCACAACAAGACUAACGGCAUCAAAGAUUCCAAGCAAAUGUUUCGGUUUUUAUCGACAAUCCGAUCAUCGUCCGCUAAAUUUUUCUUUUUAGUCGAAAAAGAAGCCGACCAUAAUUUAAACAAAUUGAUUGAUAGAUUCGUUGAGGGACUGCAUUACUACAGCGCUGUGUUCGACUCGGUCGAUGCUACAUUCGGGGGCAAUACCUCGAGUAGGGAAAGGCUUGUUUUGGAGGAAAUGUUUGGGAAAGAAAUUGAAAACAUUGUGGCAUGUGAAGGGGUUGAAAGAGAAGAGAGGCAUGAGAGAUAUGGGAGAUGGAUGGUUCGGUUCGGACAAGCCGGAUUUAAGCCGGUUAUGAUGUGGCAUGACUCAACGGAAGAUGCCAAGCAAAUGGAGGAAGCAUGUGGUAGAAAUGGUUACAAAAUUGUUAACGAAAGGGCAAGCUUGAUGAUUUGUUGGCACGAUAGACCAUUAUAUGCAGUGUCUGCAUGGACUUGUUAGAGGGAUGUAUUAUUUAUGUAUAGUAAUUUUUUUUCUUUAGUAUGUGAAAUUGUAUUAAUAAAAAUAAUUUAUUGUUGGCCCAAGGCAAA